UUACACACACGGUGCUCUACACAAUCAACUCCAGAAAUACCGAUUCCAAUAUGGCAGAUCAUUACACCUCCUUGUUUAUUAUUUGCUGAAAUUUAAUCGUUCAUACGCGCAAGCGCUACAUUUAAUAAUGAAAGUGAACGAAAAGACCCGUCUUGUUGGCAAGAAUGUUAUUUUGGUACCGUAUACAGCAACACAUGUUCAGAAAUACCAUGAGUGGAUGAAGUCCCCAGAACUGCAACACUUUACUGCGUCCGAACCGCUGACUUUGGAGCAGGAAUAUGCUAUGCAAAAGAGUUGGUUCGAGGAUGAAGAUAAAUGCACCUUUAUCAUUCUAGACAAAAGUCGAUAUGAUAAAACGCAUAGUGAAAUUGAUGCUAUGAUUGGGGAUACGAAUUUAUUUUUUAACAAUUCGGAUGAGAGGGGUACUGCUGAGGCCGAAAUUAUGAUAGCAGACGAGAAAUCCAGAGAAAAAAGAAUGGGUUGGGAAGCUAUGAUACUAAUGCUACGCUAUGGGUUCGAAAAAUUAAAGGUGAACAAAUACCAGGUAAAAAUUUCGAUGGACAAUGAAAAGAGCCUAAGAAUGUUUUCUAAAUUAAAAUUUCAUGAGGUAGAACGAAGUUCGGUAUUUCAAGAAAUCACUUUCACCAAGGACUGUGAAGAAGAUUGGAUAAAAUGGCUGGUUUCCGAAACUGCAGAUGCAAUACGGGACGAAAAUUAUGAAUGAUGUACCUUUUCUUGAUGACAAAAAAUAUCGGUUUCAUAUUUUCCUGAUUCUAAUUACAAACAUAAUUGUUUAAUUUUUGUUUCGCAACUAUUUUUUCUCAAAAUCUGUACCAUGUUAUAUUUGCAUAAUAAAUAAUACACAACUCAUAGAACACCCUCACAAAA
Molecule: messenger RNA, 888 nt
Organism: Athalia rosae (coleseed sawfly)
Lineage: Eukaryota; Metazoa; Arthropoda; Insecta; Hymenoptera; Athaliidae
Product: N-acetyltransferase 9-like protein
Exons: 6
Coding region: 128-724 (198 amino acids)
Biological process (GO): protein acetylation
Molecular function (GO): N-acetyltransferase activity
Source: RefSeq, a predicted model, not a curated record